This is a messenger RNA of Oreochromis aureus, 3526 nucleotides long. RefSeq names its product protein kinase N3 (gene pkn3). The transcript is spliced from 22 exons. Gene Ontology annotation, molecular function: small GTPase binding; protein serine/threonine kinase activity; ATP binding. Lineage: Eukaryota; Metazoa; Chordata; Actinopteri; Cichliformes; Cichlidae. The coding region runs from base 243 to 3017 and encodes 924 amino acids. Gene Ontology annotation, biological process: protein phosphorylation; signal transduction. The record is from RefSeq and is a predicted model, not a curated record.
GUCUCCGUUUAACUCAAUUCAAACUUCUACUCAGAUUUGUUUCUGUGAUGUGCGGCACGGAGAAGUGGCUGGGUAGUCUGUGAGCAGAUUCAGCAGGCGCUGAAUUUCACAUGCCGAUGUGAAAUUACUUAGAAUAGUCGUGUCAGCCCUACCUGAGCCAUUUCAUCUACUUUCUGACCCGAAGAAGAGCGUUGGCGGCCAGAAACGGACAAACCGUGUCCACGACUGACCUGACAGCCAUCAUGUCAGGUUUACCGCUAAAGAACGGGAAUCUGAAGAAUCUGGAACAGUGGGAUAUUCUUGACCCAGAGUUUCAGCAGCGUUUAGAAGCUGCUCGAUCAAUACUCCGGCAGCAGAUCCAGCGGGAGCUGAAGAUCAAGGAGGCAGCCGAGAGGCUGCGACGGGCAGUCACCAACCGCAAGAGUGCAGCUGAUGUGGAGGGCCAACUUAAGGCCUCGACCCGCAAGCUGGAGAAGUUGCACUGGGAACUGCAGGAACUCAACGCAAGGUCUAUGGCCACACAGAAAGACAGUGCCAUAGGUCACUUAGAGGAAGAAGAAAAUCUGUCAGGAGAGACAUGUCAGUGGGAAGAGGUCACAUCACCACUGGACAGUCGAGUCAGAACACUGAAGAAACAACUUACCAUGGAGACCAAGGUCAAACAGGGUGCUGAGAACAUGAUCCAGACCUACACUAAUGGCUCAUUUAAGGACAGAAAGAUGCUCUCUGCAGCCCAGCAGAUGUUGCAGGAUAGUCGUACUAAAAUAGAGCUGCUGCGCAUGCAGAUUGUUAAAGUCAGUCAAGCCAGAGAUGGAGAGGAGGAUGGCAAAUAUGGUCACUCUAUGGAGAUGAUCAGUCCUGUGGAGCUGCGAGUUGCUGAAUUAAUUCAUCACAUGAAGAUUGAAUCAGCUGUAGCAGAAGGAGCCAAAAAUGUGGUGAAGCAACUGAGCGGGCAUAAAGUCCAGGACCGCCGAAUACUUGCAGAAGCCCAGGCGCGAAUGCAGGAGUCAUCUCAAAAGGUGGAUUUGUUGCGUCUCUCGUUGGAGAGACGUUUAUGUGAGCUGGCUCAUGAUCAUCCCACACAUGCUACCAUUAAAGAGGCUUUAAUGGUAGGCACCUCACCUUCUUACGGCACUCCAAAGAAACACUCCCAGGCUCCAGCCUCUUCCUCAUCUUCAUCCUUCUUCAAACCAGCCAGUCUAACAGGUCGUUUGGAGGUAUGUUUGAUGGGUUGCCAGGAUCUGUUGGAGUCAGUUCCGGGCCGUAGUUGUGUGACCAGUGUCUCAACCACCUCUGGGAGCAUCUCGGAUAUGAAGUCUCUGAAGGUACGAACCGGACGCAGUGCCAAGGCUGAAGACAUUUCCUCGGAGAUAAGUGCAGUGCUGAAGGUUGACAACAGAGUAGUGGGGCGCACACAGUGGAGACAGCUGGGCAAAGAGGCCUGGGGCCAGAGCUUCAGCAUUGAACUAGAACGGUCCAGGGAGCUGGAAAUUGCUGUGUACUGGAGAGACUGGCGAGCAUUAAGUGGAGUGAAGUUCUUGCGGCUGGAAGACUUCCUUGAUAACCAGCGACAUGGCAUGUGUCUCCAGCUGGAGCCACAGGGCGUUCUCUUCAUUGAGGUGACAUUUAUAAAUCCUGUCAUUGAGCGUCCCUUCAAGCUCCAGAGGCAGAAGCGAAUUUUCCCUAAAGAAAAAGGGAAGGACUUCCUGCGUGCUGCCCAAAUGAACAUGAACUUUGCUGCUUGGGGCCGUUUGAUGAUGAGCAUCCUGCCUCCUUGCAACUCACUGGAGCCCAUGAGCCCUCCAUUAGCAGCCCCCAGUACUACAUCAACUCUUUCACCAGCUCAAGAGCCUGCAGUAAUGAGUCUGAAUUUUGCUGAAGAACCACCAGGCAGAUCUCCACAUUCCAUAAGAAAGAACAGUAAAAACUCCCCACUGAAACAGUCUUCUAAUGAGAACAAGAGCCCAAAGCCCGAGAGACAACCGUCUGUUCUUCCACCUACACUGAAGGAUAAAGGGCUUCAAAUAGAAGACUUCAAGUGUAUUUCAGUCCUAGGGAGAGGUCACUUUGGAAAGGUGCUGCUAGCAGAGUAUAAGAAGUCAGGUAAACUGUAUGCCAUCAAAGCCCUGAAGAAAGGUGAUAUUGUGACACGUGAUGAAGUUGACAGCCUCAUGUGUGAAAAGAGGAUCUUUGAAGUGAUCAACUCGUCUCGUCAUCCAUUCUUGGUGAACCUGUACGGCUGUUUCCAGACUGCAGACCACGUGUGCUUUGUGAUGGCCUACUCGCCCGGAGGAGACCUCAUGACACACAUUCACAACAGCAUCUUCAACGAGAGUCAGGCUCGGUUUUUCUCCUCGUGUGUGCUUCUGGGUCUAGAGUUUCUCCACAACAACAAAAUAGUUUACAGAGACCUGAAGCUGGACAAUCUGUUGAUGGACGCAGAUGGCUUUGUAAGGAUAGCAGAUUUUGGCUUGUGCAAAGAAGGAAUGGGCCACGGGGAUCGCACGUCAACCUUUUGUGGCACACCAGAGUUCCUGGCUCCAGAGGUGCUGACAGACAGCAAUUACACCCGCAGUGUGGACUGGUGGGGGCUGGGGGUCCUCGUCUAUGAGAUGCUGGUGGGGGAGUCUCCUUUCCCAGGCGACGAUGAGGAAGAAGUGUUUGAUAGCAUUGUCAAUGAUGAUGUGCGUUACCCCCGCUUCCUUUCUCCUAACUCUGCAUCCCUCAUUCAGAAGCUGCUGCAGAAAAAUCCUGACUUGAGACUGGGAGCAGGAGAAGAGGAUGCCUUGGAGAUCAAAAGACACAAAUUCUAUGAGGAAAUGGACUGGGAUGCUCUUCUGGCCAAGAAGGUGAAGCCUCCCUUCCUGCCAGUCAUUAGAGCUCCACAGGAUGUCAGUAACUUUGAUGAAGAAUUCACUCGUCUCAAACCGGUCCUUACACUCCCACGGACACCCUGCAUCCUCACUGCUGAGCAACAGGAAAUCUUUGCAGACUUCGAUUUCUCUUUCAUUAGCUGACCACGGCGAUUCAAGCUCUGUCUUAUUCAACACGGCUCUUCUGGCUCAACAGAAGAGCAGAAGAUGGAGAAACUAUAGAUAUCCUUCAGAUAUUUCUUCCCCGGCAAGAUCUGCUUAGCUGGGUCUGAUUUCAUUGUGCAGGAGUUACUUUUAACACUUUGCCAAAAUCAUUUUUGUACUUUUUUGUCAUUUUUCGUUAGGCUAUUUACAGAAUAUUUACACUCCAAUGUUUCUGAAAAGUAGCACUAUUUAACCUGUAAAUAUGUGAAGUCUCAUUGAAGGUAAAACGCACUGAAUGUACUUUUCUAUUGAUCGUUUUUUUUAUUCUCGUCUCUUUGUUAAAUGCUAAAAAUAGCCAGAAUUCUCACUUCUGCUGAUAUUUACCUGUUGAUGUCUAGAAAUUUUAAAUAACGCAUAACAAAUGUGCCCAUUUAGACAAACCAGCCUAUAUGUAAAGUGUAAAUUAUGUGAAGGUAAACAUGAAUAAAUGUAUAAAUGCUGGACUUUAA